GAGGUGGGGUCAUAUCUGCGCAAUCCCAAUGGCGAACUGCCAGCGCGAGGGAUGCAUCGAGGGGCAAGUGUCCUGCCUCGUUGCUAGCAAGAUUUCACUCUGGGCCCCGAGCGGUGACAGACAUUCUCCCUCAAAACCUAUAUAUUUCCCCUCCGAUCCUUUGCUUCGUCCUCGGAACAUCCAUCAUACUCAAGACUCUUAUCAAACUCACCUGACUUUUCUUGACUGAUCGAAACACCUUACAUACCACACCAUCGGAUCUACUACUUCAAAUCAAGAUGUUUGGUUGGGACGAAAGCCGUGACGCUCACCAGCAAGUCUACAACGGGGAUGAUAGACAUGAAGCCAAAUUCUCCCAUGAACUCAUUGGUGGCGCAGCCGCCUUCGAGGGCAUGAAGCUCUACGAGGACCGUCAACGCAGAGAAGGCAAGACGGUCGACCAUGGCUUUGCCAAAGAACUCCUCGCCGGCUUCGUUGGAGCGGAAGUCGACAAGCUUGCCGAGACCAAGGGCUUGGACGAAUAUGACAAGAUCAGAGCCAGAGAACAUGCUAAGAAGAGUGCCGAGAACAUGUAUGACCGACACUAUGGUGACAUGGAUCAAUAUGACCCCAACCAACGCGACCAGCCAAACUUCAACUAUUGAAGGGACUACACCAAGAACGACGGUGAAAUCAGGCUGCGUUGACCACAUGGUGGGAUCUUUUCACAGGGGCCUCGAGAGAAUAUAACCAAGUCUUGCUGGCUCUACGGGGAGAUUUUGUCCAAGUGGAUAGCCAAUGAAUGAAAGCGAAUGAAUUUACCAUUCCCAAGACCUUUCCUUUCUCAGAGCAAAAUGGGUAUCCAAAUGUUACGUGAAUCGUCAGGAAUGGAUCGUGCAAGAUCCUUUUGUUCAUAGUUCAUCAUCCUCG
Cladophialophora immunda is the source of this 909-nucleotide messenger RNA. RefSeq lists its product as uncharacterized. The record is from RefSeq and is a predicted model, not a curated record. The coding region runs from base 279 to 644 and encodes 121 amino acids. The transcript is spliced from 4 exons. NCBI's taxonomy places the organism in Eukaryota, Fungi, Ascomycota, Eurotiomycetes, Chaetothyriales, Herpotrichiellaceae.